Molecule: messenger RNA, 1215 nt
Organism: Lycium barbarum (goji berry)
Lineage: Eukaryota; Viridiplantae; Streptophyta; Magnoliopsida; Solanales; Solanaceae
Exons: 1
Coding region: 1-1215 (404 amino acids)
Molecular function (GO): nucleic acid binding; RNA-DNA hybrid ribonuclease activity
Source: RefSeq, a predicted model, not a curated record
AUGCUGGCCCAACAUGAUGAGGAUGGCAAAAAGGAGCAUGCUAUCUACUAUCUGAGCAAGAAGUUCACGUCCUGCGAAGCGCGGUACACGCUUGUAGGAAAGACCUGUUGCUCUCUGACUUGGAUCGCUCAGAAGCUGAGACACUACUUGUCGGUGUUCACCACCCACCUUAUAUCGCGAAUGGAUCCUCUAAGAUACAUCUUCCGGCAACCGAUGCCUGUGGGAAAGUUGGCUAAAAGGCAGAUGUUGCUUAGUGAAUUCGACAUUGUAUACAUAGCACAAAAGGCAAUCAAAGGACAAGCCAUGGCCGACUUGCUGGCAGAAAGCCCCGUCAACGACGAACAUAAGCCUUUACGGACUUUCUUCCCAAAGGAUGAGGUACUAGCUAUGGAAGAAGAUUUAACAGAACCAUACAAAGGAUGGAGGUUAUUCUUUGACGGGGCGGUCAAAUACAAAGGAUCAGGCAUUGGAGCAAUGCUUAUAUCAAAAACAGGACAACACGAUCUGAUGGCUGCGAAGCUCAACUUUAGGUGCACUAACCACAUGACAGAGUAUGAAGCAUACCUCAAGAUGGCAUUUGACAUGAACAUAUCGGAGCUGUUGGUAAUCGGGGACUCCGAUUUACUCAUAAAUCAGGUAAAAGGGAGUUGGGUGACCAAAAAUGACAGGAUACUCCCGUAUGUGAAUCUGGUGCAGAGACUCUGUGGCAGGUUCAAGAACAUUGACUUCAGGUAUAACUUGAGGGCCAAAAAUGAGUUUGCGGACUCGUUGGCUAUAAUAGCCUCCAUGAUCCAGCACCCCGAAAGCACUCACAUCGACCCUUUAGAGAUCACCAUAAGUGAAGAACAGGCUCACUGUGCCCACAUCACGGCCAAGCCAUAUGGCCAACCAUGGUACGCCCACAUCAAGACGUACUUGGAAAAGGAAGAAUACCCCAUAGAUAGUUCAGCAAAGCAGAAGAAGACCGUCAAAAUACUGGCCAACGGUUUCUUCCUGAACAAGGAGGUGUUGUACAAAAGAAGGCCCGACCUCGGUUUACUCAGGUGUAUGGACGCCGAAGAGGCCACAAAAUUGCUGAAAGAGGUGCGCGCAGGGGCAUGCGGCCCUCACAUGAACGGAUUCGUCCAUGCAAGGAAAAUCCUAAGGACAGGUUACUACUGGAUGACCAUGGAGCAUGACUCGUGCAAAUUUAUGCAGAAAUACCAUCAAUUCUAG